AUGAAGGCCUCGUCCAUAACACCGUGGUCUAAAGUCGCCUUCUGUGUGCUCGGAUGCGUGCACUUCCUCGCGUACCUGCCCAGUGGCGCGGUGCACCCGGGCAUGGUCGCACCGCCGAAACCGGAUGACGAUUCGUCCGCAGAGGGCCGGUAUUCCGCGGAGGACUGGUUUUCCGCAGAGGACCGAUACAGCGCUGCCCCCCGACCACAACAAGCGGAGGCGGCAGAGGGCGAUAGGACUAAUGCUGCCGCGCCUGGCGUCCUGGAAGUAUGGGCUACUACCUCGGCGGAUGCGGAGGAAGAGGCUUUGUUGAGGUCGAGGGAAAGGAAAUCACAGGAGAUUACGUCGCCCGUGGACGGGAUCCACGUAACUCCCGACGGCGACGUUGCGCUUCCCGGGGCUCGUACCAGUCGUGCUUCUUCCUCUGUGGCGGUACCGGUCCGGGCGUUGGCGUCGCCAGACCAGUGCUGGGUUUUCAUGCACCUGCAGAAGUGCGGCGGGAGCACGGUGAAGUACAUGCUGCGACGCAGCUAUGGGUCUCGCUAUUCCAUCUACGACUCGAACCAGUGGAAGCUCGGCGACGACAUCUCGGCGAACUUUGGGGUAAAACUGGCCCGUGGGGAGACGUGGAACGUCAUGGCCGGCGGGUACACGGAGGCUCUCAGAAGAUCGGAACCCGUCGACGCUGGCUGCCGGUUUUUCACGCUAUUCCGGCACCCGAUCGCGCGUAUGGUCUCGGCCUAUUUCUACUGCCGUUCCACCUUGGGCGACGCGGCCUGCGCCUCUGAGGUAGUGGACGCGAAGGACGUGGACUUGCUGACCUUCGCCAAGCACUGGGGAAACUUCGCGGUCCGGCAGUUCGCGCUAGGCUUCGUGCCCUCCGAUGGCGUUCAGGAGUAUAUUCGGACACCGGAGGCGCAGGCUCUGCACGACUUUGACCUGAAGAAGAUUGCGGGCUGGUAUCAGCUGAAAAUGUACCUGGAGAGGCCUGAGAAGGGGGAUUGGGGUGUGCCCGGGCAGAGCGAGGCAAUGACGGUCGAACACGACGCUGCUGCUACUCUAGAGGCCCCGCUGUACGACCUGCUGCAGCCCGCGAUGGACUUGAUUCGUUCCGGAUACGUGGCGGUCGGCAUCCUAGAGCAAUGGAACACCACCCUCCAUCUCUUCGACCACGCGCUGGAGAUACCGGGGAUGUACUGGGGGGCGCAAUUCGCCGAGGGCGGGAAGCAGAGGGUGGACUACAAAAACAAGCGGCUGGAAUCAGAGACUUUAAAGCAAGCCUGGACGGACUCCGAGUUAAAGAAGUACAUGCGGCUCGACCUAUUGCUAUAUGAGCACGCCGUGGACGUCUUCCACGAACAGGCACGCGGGUACGGUCUACUGUAG
Molecule: messenger RNA, 1386 nt
Organism: Ectocarpus siliculosus
Lineage: Eukaryota; Phaeophyceae; Ectocarpales; Ectocarpaceae
Source: the annotation of a GenBank genome assembly